AUGCUUGCGCUAGUGAAGCGGCAGGCCGUGUUAGAUACGCAUGUGGCCCUUCCGCCUCAAGUCCGUGUCGUCACGCUGCAAGGGAUGGCAUUGUCCGAUGUAAAUAGUUCCGGGCAUCGGUCGAAUGUCGGUGACGAUGAAGAAGUGAUCGCGGGGACGCGGCCAGACGAGGUUGCACAGCUUCUUGAGACACCUUACGAAGCGAUUGAGCAUGUCGUACACAAUGUGAUGGGCCCUUGGAUCGAAGCCUAUGUGGCGGGGCAUGCGGACGAUGGGAGCAGCAAAGACGAGAGCGAGGGCGGCAAGACAGGAGUGCCGCUGAUCCGGCGCAAGCUGGCUGAGCUGGAGCUGAGUCUGAGGCAUGUGCAACAGCACAUCGAGAUUCCGCAGGUCAUUUUAAGUGUGCAUCCGGCGAUCCGCGAGGCUUGCAAUGCUAUGAAGCAAGAGGGGAGUGAGCCGAGCGUGCGUGGGAUCGAUGCGAUUCAGCCGCCAUCGCUGCUGCAUGACGACUCCUUCAUCAACCAGUUGCAUGCAGAUAUGAAUGCGUGGGUGCGUGCAGUACAGACCAUCACGAAACUUGAUCGCGAUGCAGCGUCAGGAACUGCGCUGCAGGAGAUCAACUUUUGGGCUGCGAUGGAGAGUGCACUGGAAGACCUGGAGCGGCAGCUGCAUGCGCCUGAAAUUACGCUCACACUCGAUGUGCUUACACAUGCAAAGCGCUUCCAUGCGACUGUUUCUUUCCAUGCCGAUACGGGACUGAAGGAUUGCGUGGAAAAGGUGCAUGGCUACAAUGUGCUAUUGAAAGACCUGCCGCUGGGUGAGCUGCUCGCCGCCAUGUCGCUCGAUGCGCUAGCGGAUGCGCAGCGCAGCCUGUUUACGACGCUGAACAAAAAGCUGCGUCUCAGCACGUACCCUGUGCGCCGAGCGCUCGCGCUUGUCGAUGCACUCGGCCGGGACGUGCACCAGGUGCUGCUGAAAGUACUCGGGAAUGAGUCGCUCGUGGACCAGGAGUAUGCGGCAUUCACAUCGACGUACGCUGCGGUAGAGAGUGUGCUGAACGACUGGGACGAGCAUGUGAAAGAAUUUGUGUAUGUGGCGCGAGACCUCACGCGCAAGCGAGGGGAAAAGUUCAUCCCCAUCAAGGUGGCGUCGCCGCACAAUGCGCUGCGUGCACGACUAGAAUACUUGGGCCGUCUGCGCCAAGCACAUGAAGAGCUGAUCGACAUGGCAGACAUCGGGCACACAUACCGGACGGACGAGUCGACACAGCAUGCAGUGCAGGAAAUUCGCGCCGCUUUUGGCGAGCUGCGCGGCGUCGAUGUGCUGGAUGUGUCUGGGUCAGGUACGGCUGCGCUAGCCCAUGCCGAGGCGCUGUAUCGGGAGCGUAUUGCGCACGUCGAGACGCGACUCAUUGAACGACUCCGCCACCUGCUCACCCACGCGCAUUCGGCGCGUGAACGGCUGCGGAUCCUCGCCUUGUUUAACAAGUUGUUUGCCCGGCCGCGCGUGCGCGCGGCCGUGCAAGAGUAUCAGGCUGUGCUGCUCAAGGGUGUGCGUGCGGACCUCGAUGCGCUGCGUGCCAAGUUCCAAGCGGGCUACCGGCACUCAGAUGCCCAUUUGGCUGCGCAGCUCCGAAAUGAACCAGAGAUUGUCGGUGCGAUCAUCUGGGUCGGCGAGAUGGAGCGUCAGCUGCGCUUGUACAUGCAGCGAGUCCAGGAUGCGUUGGGCGAUGGAUGGGCGGAUCAUGUGGAGGGACAGAGACUGCACGCCGAGAGCCAGGCAUUUUUGCCGCAGCUGGACCCGAAGCCGCUGGUGCAAGCAUGGGCGCAAGAGAUGGGCCGCCGAGCAACGCUGCCGUCGGGCGCGGUGAUGCGCAUUGUUGCGACGCGCGGCAAUACCGCACCACACGACACGCCCGAAGCGGCAACGGGCGCCAACGCCGGUGUAUCGCUUCGCGCAGUCGCAAACUACGAUGCACAUACGCUUGCGCUGGCGGACGAAGCACAUGCGCUUACGAUGUUGGGCAUCUCGAUCCCACAGGUGCUUGUGAGCAUGGCGCAUGACUCACAGCGCAUCGCACCGUUUGCCACGGCACUCGACAGUGCGCUGCACACUCUCGAUAAGGUGCAAAAGCAAAUGACCUCAGAGCCACUGAUGGCGCCGCUCCUGGCGCAAGUGCAGUUGGACGUGCGCAGUAAAUGGGAGCGCGUGUGGCCAUGUCGCUGGGAACGCUUCCUCGACGGCAGCUCGAUGCAUGACAAUCCGCAGGCGGAUGUAGUCGAUGCGUUCGUGCGGGCGGUCGUCCAGCUGGAGUCGCAGUCCGCGCAUAUCGUCGUGCAUGUGCGCGAUGAUCUCCAUUCGCACAUGAAUCUACUGCAGACGUGUGCGUACACGUAUGAUGCGCUGCGCGCGGUGCUGGAUGGCAUGCAGCGUAUCAUCGAUACCCUUGCACAACAGUCGUAUGUGAACUUGCCGGCGUUUGUGCAUGCGCUGAGUGAGCGUGUGGACGGGAGACUGCAGCGGCGCCUGGAGGAUGCGCUUGCGUCUUUUACCACGACGCUCGACGAGCCACCCAGCCACAUUGUCGAUCAAAUGCCAGUUGUCCAUGUCGUGCUGCGGGCACAGACGCUGCAGCUCGAUCCGCCCCUUGAGCAUGCGCAAGCACACUGGUUCGAUGCGCUUGGAUCCUGCGUCGAUGCAGUGCUGAAGCAGCCGCGCCUCAGCGUAGCGCAGCGGGCGCUGGAGCUGCGUGAGCGACACGUCGAGACGCACGCCCCGCUGUGGACGGCCGUGCCGGCGCCGGUGAUCCAAGCGCCGCUGCGGCGGAUCCAGGCAGCUAUGGCGAACGCACAUGCGUAUGCGGCACAAUGGCUCGAACUGCAGAUGCUCUGGGAUGCAGAGCCCGAAUCGAUCGCUCCGGCGGACGACAUAGAAGCAUGGCUCUUGCUGAUGGAGCGGAUGCGAGCCACACGCACCUUUGUUGAUGCGCCCGCACGGCGAGCGUUUGGCCUUGUGCAGAUCGAUGCAACACCUGCACAGGCACGUAUCGCCGCGCGACUCGAUGCUUGGCAGGCUGCCCUGCUGACAAAGUGGGCUGCCGUCAUCAGCACGUCCAUGCGAGACAUGCACGAGCGCCUCGCUCGGGGGCGUGCAGAACUCGAGCCACUCAGCGCGACACAUACAUCCACGUCGCAUGUGGUCACGCUCAUAACGCGAGCGGCCGCUCUGCGGCAGGAUGUACGUGCGUGUGAGCCACUGGUACAACGCCUCGUGCAGGCGCAAGCGUCGCUCCAGGCAUAUCGGUUCCGUUGGCCGGCCGACUGGCUGUAUGUCGAGCAAGUCCAAGGCGCCUGGUCCGCGCUGGCCGAGCUGCUGAGUCAGAAGCAGGCGGCCAUUGAAGCGCAGCAUGAGGCACUCCAGGUACGUAUCAGUAGCGAGACACGCAGCGUACGCGAGCAGAUGGACGCACUCCAGGAGGCUUGGACACGUGAGCGGCCUGUGUCGGGUGGCGUGCCAGUCGCGGAAGCACUGCAGGUGCUGGGCGAGUUUGCCGCUCGCACAACAGCCCUGCACAACACCACCCGCAUGCUAGCCGAGGCGCGCGAUGCCUUCGGCCUUGACUCGCUCGACGACGCGCGUCUGACGCACGUGAGCGACGAAAUUCAGGGUCUCCAGACGGUCUGGAGUGCACUCGCACGCAUCUGGGCCGGCCUCGACGAGCUCAAGAGCACGCCCUGGUCGCAUGUCCAAGUGCGCCACGUACGGCAGCGCCUGGAGUCCCUUGUGCGCGAUUGCCGCGCGUUGCCAACGCGCAUGCGCUCAUACGAGGCCUACGAAACUGUGCACGAUGAGCUGCAGUUCCUGCACUCGCAUGUGAAGCUGCUGGGCGAGCUCAAGUCGGAUGCAUUCCAAGCAAGGCACUGGCGCGCACUCCACAUGCGACUCCAAGCGCCACGCUACGUCCCUAGUACACACACGCUCGGUGCCGUCUGGGCGCUGGACUGGCGAGCGCAUCUGCGCGUUAUCCAGGCAGCUGUCGCCGACGCGCAAGGCGAGUAUGCGCUGGACAUGUACUUGCAGCAGGUGCGAGAAGUGUGGACGGGCUACGCACUCGAACUAGUCGACUACCGCCACGAGUGCAUGCUGCUGCGUGGCUGGGAUGCGCUGUUUCUCCAAGCAAACGAGCAUGCAGGUGGCCUGCGCGCUAUGUCGGCAAGCCCGCACUACCGCGUGUUUGAAGAAGAGGCCCGCAUGUGGGAGGACCGACUCGCUCGGAUCCAAACGGUGUUUGACCUGUGGGCUGAUGUGCAGCGGCAGUGGGUGUACUUGCACGGCGUGUUUGGCAGUGGGAGUGCCGAGCGCAUGAUGCACAUCCUGCCGGUCGAAAGCACUCGCUUCCAGAGCAUGAGCAGCGAGUUUCUUGCGCUGCUGAAAAAGGUGCUGAAAUCGCCGUAUGUGCUCGACGUCGUCGGCGUCCCGGGGAUCCAGGCCUCGCUCGAACGCCUCGCCGAGCUCCUGCACCGCAUUCAGACGGCGCUGGGCGAGUACCUCGAGAAGGAGCGUGCCCGUUUCCCGCGCUUCUACUUUGUCGGCGAUGACGACCUCUUGGAAAUGCUCGGUCAUGGCCGCGAUGUACGCCAUACAUCCAAGCAUCUUGCAAAGAUGUUUGCUGGUCUUGCAUCUGCGCACGUGAGCGACAGCGAACCCAGCAGCGACAACAGUGCAUGUGUCAUUGAUGCCAUCGAGACCACAGCGGCCGAGCACGUGCCGCUCCAUUCGCCUGUGCGUGUUGGAAACGACACACCCGUGCAUGAAUGGCUCGAUGCUCUGCAGCGUGCCGUUCACGAGACUUUGAAGCGCCGCCUGCCAGACGUGCUUGGGGCUUUCAGUCGGCUCGUGUACGAUGAACCAAGCGUCACUGCAUGGCUCGACGGAGCGCCUGCGCAGCUCCUUGUCCUCUCAUGCCAGAUCGAGUGGGCUCGUCGUGUAGAAGAGGCGCUGGCCUCGGCGGGAAGCCACGCCACAGCCACUAGCCCUCACGACUGGGCGGCACCGCUCCUCGCAUCGCUGGAUGUCUUUCUCCGCACACUGAGCCAUGUAGCUUCGUCAUCAACUGUGGCGCCCUCGGUUCGUGUGCGGGCUGAGCUCCUCAUGUCGCUUGUCACACACCAAGUGUCCGUCGUUCACGAGCUGGGAAACGCAUCGUCGCGAUCCUCGAUGCCCCCGCCCUUUUCGUGGGAGCAGCACCUGCGGCAUUACCUGCUCGACGAUGGGCGCGUCGAAGUGCGCAUGGCCUACGCAGCUUUCGAGUACGGCUUUGAGCCAUUGGGCCUACAGGAGCGGCUUGUACAAACACCCCUGACAACAGCGUGCUACGUCACACUCACACAUGCACUUGCGUCGCGACGCGGCGGCGCUCCAUUUGGACCCGCAGGCACGGGCAAGACCGAGACAGUCAAGGCGCUGGGCGCCGAGUUGGGCCGAUUCGUCCUCGUAUUCAACUGCGACUCGCAAUUUGAUUUGAGUGCGAUGCGACGCCUCUUUGUGGGACUGUGCCGCGUGGGUGCCUGGGGCUGCUUCGACGAAUUCAACCGACUUGACGAGCAUGUUCUCUCAAGUGUGUCGCAGCAGAUCCAGGCCAUUCAGCAUGCGCUCGCGACAUCGACAGACGCCGACCUCGGCGUUCGCGUGCCUGUGCUCGGAUCCACAGGCAUCUUUGUCACGAUGAACCCAUCCUACGCCGGCCGCUCGCGCUUGCCUGACAAUCUUGUCAAGCUAUUUGGUCGCGUAGCUAUGACCCAGCCUGACUCGGAGCUCAUUGUACAGGUCUUGCUCCGUGUACAUGGCUUCACGAUUGCUGAUCGUCUCGCGCGCCAGAUGGUCUUGCUGUUCCGUCUAUGUGCCGAGCAGCUGAGCGAUGCACCGCACUACGACUUUGGCCUGCGUGCACUAAAAGCUGUCUUGGUCCGUGCUGCCGCUCACAUUCGACGUCGGCGUCGCGUGGCUGAGCCGGCGGCACUCCAUGCUGCCGCUGCUGCUACGGCUGCGUCGCAUUUGCAUGACGCCGCUGCAUCUACCGCGUCUGUGAGCGCUUCCGAGCAGACGGCGGCAAUCGUACAGAGCAUCUUUGAUACUGUGCCGCCGCGUCUUGUUGCUGCGGAUGCGCCGCUCUUUACCGAGCUUGUGUCGGACGUGUUCCCCGGCGCCCAACCUGCGCCACUUGCGCUUGACACUCUGUACGAUGCGCUGCGCAUUGAGUGCGAAACACAACACCUUGGCACCGGCGCCUGGCUCGAGAAAGUGGGGCAGCUGUAUCAGAUUCUCCAAGUUUCACAUGGUGUCGUGCUCGUCGGCGAUGCUGGCGUUGGUAAGACGCGUGCGUGGCGCGUCCUCCUCGCAGCGCUCAGUCGUCUCGAGAACCGCGAGCGCGAUGGCGUCGCACACGUGCUUGAGCCGAAAGUGCUCAGCAAAGAAGCGUUGUAUGGCACACUCGAUCCCACAACGCGCGAGUGGACAGAUGGCCUCUUUACCCACAUCUUGCGGCGGAUUGUCGAGAAUGAGCGUCGCGAACGCGAGCAGCGCCACUGGAUCGUUUUUGAUGGUGACUUGGACCCUGAAUGGGUCGAAACACUCAACAGUGUCCUUGACGAUAACCGCCAGCUUACGCUGCCGACAGGCGAGCGCCUCGCUCUUCCGGACAAUGUGCGUCUGCUUUUCGAGGUCGAUAAUGUCCAGCACGCGACUCGCGCCACCAUCACUCGCUGUGGCAUGGUAUGGUUCCCCUCGCAGAUCGUCUCGAUGCACAUGAGGUAUACGCAUGCCCUCGCUAUGCUGCGCACUCACGCGGUCGAUGAUGACAACUUCGACAUGACCCGCCCUGAGCUGGAGCUCCACAACGAUGGUUUGGCGUCGGUACGCUCAUCACACCGCAUUGCCGCUGUCGUUGCCGAUGCGAUAGCUCCCUACAUGGCCGACGGGGCCCUCGUGGAUCAUGUGCUCGAUGCUGCCCAAGCUCACCCUCAUUGCAUGCAGCCGAGCCACGUCCGCAUACUCACGUCGCUGAUGGCGCUCGUCCGGCACGUGAUUCGAUGCGUGCUUGCAUACGACACUCGGCACCCCGACUUUCCACUAAGUGUGCAUGACACAGCGUUGGUGGCGCGCAAGUCGUUCAUGAUCGCUCUCGUGUGGGCGGCGGCUGGCGAUGCGGAGCAUGCUGUGCGCGAUGCCGUUAGCGACGUCGUGCGGCAGCAUGCCGAUGUCGAGCUGCCGCCACACAGCACGCCGCUGCUCGACGUGUUUGUUGACGCAGAGCCUGGCGCGCCCUACCGUUCCUGGAAUGAUCAUGUCGUGCAGAUUGAUGUGGAUGCACGCGCAUUGACCACAGGCGAUACCGUCGUGCCGACCAUCGAUACUGUGCGGCACGAGAGCUUACUGCAUGCAUGGCUGCAGGAUGAGCGCCCAGUUGUUCUGUGUGGACCCCCCGGCUCCGGUAAGACGAUGGUGUUACUCACCGCGCUGCGUCGCCUGCCGGAUGUCGAUGUCGUCACCCUGAAUCUGUCUUCGCAGACGACGCCUCGCACCUUACUGCGUACACUGGAAGCGCAUGCCGUGUACGAGCACACGCCAGCCGCGGGCACGCGUCUCGUGCCGCGUGUGCCUGGCCGCCGCCUUGUCCUCUUCUGCGACGAGAUCAACCUGCCUGCGCCUGACCGGUAUGCUACGCAGCGAGUGCUUGCGCUAGUGAGGCAAUGGGUCGAGCAGCGCGGCUUCUGGCGCCACCGGACCUGGGUCUCGCUCGAGCGCAUCCAGAUCGUCGGCGCCUGCAACCCACCAACCGACGCUGGGCGCACUCCCCUUGCGCCGCGGUUCCUGCGUCACAUCCCUGUGAUCUGGGUGCCAUACCCAUCGGACGCUGCUUUGCUCCAGAUCUACAGCACCUUGUACCGCGCUCUCUUGCGCCGUGUGCCGGCCCUCGUUGGGUAUGCGGAUGCGUUGGCGCGAGCAAUGCUCUCGUUCUUCCGCGCGACACAGCACCACUUCACGCCUGAGCAAUAUGCACAUUAUGUGUACUCGCCACGUGAGCUGACGCGCUGGGUCCGUGGCAUGCACCGUAUCCUGCCAGAAGACGUCACGCUCGACGAGCUCCUCCGUGUUUGGGCGCAUGAGGCCCUGCGUGUGUUCCAGGACCGUCUUGUUACACCAGCCGACAAGGCCUGGAGCGACGCAGCACUGGACGAAGCAGCGCACAGCGCAUUCCCGGGCACGGACAUUGCCACGACGCUGCGCCGGCCACUGCUGUAUUCAGACUGGCUCUCCCGCGAAUGCCAGCGUGUGGAGCGAGCCCCGCUUCGUGAGUAUGCUCGUGCACGAUUGCAUGGCUUUGCCGACGAGGCUCUCGAGACAGACCUCGUUCUGCAUGACGCUGUGCUAGAUCUUGCAUUGCGCUGCGAUCGUGUGUUACAGCAGGCUGGUGGGCACCUCCUGUUGAUGGGCGUCGCCGGCUCAGGUCGCACAACCGUCGCUCGUUUCUGUGCGUGGCUCCGUGGUCUCUCGCUGUACAGUGUACCGACAUCUCGUGCCUAUGACGAGACACGCUUCGACGAAGAUCUCCGUGCGCUCUUGCGCCGCGUCGGCGUGCGAGGUGAGCGUGUGUGCUGGACAUUGGAUGAGAGUCAAGUUGCCGUGCCCGGCGCGUGUAGAAAAGCUCAAUACCCUUCUAGCCAAUGCAGAAGUCGCGGGCCUAUUUGA
Messenger RNA from Malassezia globosa CBS 7966, 8748 nucleotides. RefSeq lists its product as uncharacterized. The record is from RefSeq and is a predicted model, not a curated record. Lineage: Eukaryota; Fungi; Basidiomycota; Malasseziomycetes; Malasseziales; Malasseziaceae. Gene Ontology annotation, molecular function: ATP binding; dynein light intermediate chain binding; dynein intermediate chain binding. Bases 1 to 8748 code for a protein of 2915 amino acids. Gene Ontology annotation, cellular component: cytoplasmic microtubule; cell cortex; cytoplasmic dynein complex. Gene Ontology annotation, biological process: cytoplasmic microtubule organization; mitotic spindle organization; nuclear migration. The transcript has a single exon.